Drosophila novamexicana is the source of this 469-nucleotide messenger RNA. RefSeq names its product enhancer of rudimentary homolog. NCBI's taxonomy places the organism in Eukaryota, Metazoa, Arthropoda, Insecta, Diptera, Drosophilidae. The coding region runs from base 81 to 392 and encodes 103 amino acids. The record is from RefSeq and is a predicted model, not a curated record. The transcript has 2 exons.
UAUGCCAAUUUAGUUGCAAUUGAAAACAGGCAUUAAUUUUGAAUUUUACUCACAAUUAUUAAGAAGAGUUAUUCCUGACCAUGUCUCGUACGAUAUUGCUGGUGCACCCAAAGAAAAAUCCAAGGACGCGCACCUAUACUGAAUAUAGUAGCACUCAGCAAUGCCUGGAUGCGGUCUGCAAGAUUUAUGAGGAGCAUCUGAAGCGUAGCAUGCCCCAAUUGCCGACGAUUACCUAUGAUAUCAUACAACUGUUUGAUUUCAUCGAUUCCUUCGUGGACAUAAGCUGCCUAGUGCAUGAGAAGAGCACAGGAGGCUAUGUGCCACACAGCAAGGAAUGGAUUAAGGAUAAGAUCUAUGAACAGUUUCGACAAUCAGCUUUAAAUAUAAAGUAGAUUCACGAAAUACAAGAUCCUGUGCCUUUUUUUUAUAACAAUUCCCACAAAUUGAAAAUAAAAGUCCAGUUUAUUUC